CAUCGGUCGCAUACCUUCCGUAUCUGAGGACGAGCCCAUUGGACCUUCCCUGGCCUGUGUACACACUUCACGGAGACACGGACGCACCUGCCAACUUAUUAUUACAGUAUAAGCCCAGUCCAUAUGCCGCCCUUCAGUCGCCCGACCCGCCUACCGCUAUCACUACUUAUUAUUCGCAACUCGACCUUCUCGUGUCGGCCUUUUAAUUCACACCCACCACUGUUUGCGACUUCUUCUCCUCCUUCUCCUCCUCAUCAUACUCCUGCUGCUGCUUCACCUUCACCUGCAUCGGCACUACGACCCUUCACCACCACCACAGCCAUGACUGCUGCUCAGAGUGGCCUCGCACCACAAGCGAAUAUCAAGCAACCUGCUUCGCACCCGCUUCACCCAGAGAGAAGGGUCAUCCCAGCUCCCUCCGACUAUGACACCACCAACCCCAAGGAGACGAGAAAGUACCUGAGGACCUAUGGUCUGACUCCACCUGCCGUCGAGACCUUCGAGAACCAAGCCAAGAGAUGUCUGGCUGUUCUUGCUUCGAGGAGAACGCCCAUUGAAAAGUACCAGUACCUCUCUGUUCUGCGGAAUACCAACGUGAACCUUUUCUACCGUCUGUUCGCAGACAACGUCAAGGAGCUCACCCCUCUCAUCUACACACCCACUGUGGGCGAGGCGUGUCAAAGAUGGUCAGAACUAUACACACAGCCCGAGGGUCUCUACCUCUCGUUCGAAGACAAGGGAAAUCUCCACUCGGUGAUCCGAAACUGGCCGCAUGAUGUGGAGAUCACUGUCGUCACGGACGGUUCGCGUAUCCUGGGUCUAGGAGAUCUCGGAAUCAAUGGCAUGGGUAUUCCAGUCGGAAAGCUCUCCCUCUACACUGCAUGUGCUGGUAUCCACCCCAUGAAGACCCUCCCACUGUGUCUCGACCUCGGCACCAGCAAUGAGCAAUUCCGAAACGACCCUCUUUACUUGGGUAGUCGACGCGACAAGGUGACCGCUGAGGAAGAGAAGGAGUUCCUUGACGAGAUGAUGGCUGCUCUUACCGAAAGAUGGCCUUCGAUUGUCAUCCAGUUCGAGGAUUUCAAAAACCCAUUCCCUUCGCUCGAGCGAUAUCAGGAUACAUACACUAUGUUCAACGACGACAUUCAAGGCACCGGUGCUGUCAUCACCGGAGGAUUCAUCAACGCCGUCAAGCAAUCCGGUGUGAAGCCAGCGGACCAACGCGCCGUCUUCUUUGGAGCUGGCAGUGCAGGUGUUGGUGUCGCCAAGCAACUCACCGAAUUCUUCAUCAAGGAGGGGCUUUCCGAAGAACAAGCCAAGAAGCGAUUCUGGCUCGUGGACUCACAAGGCAUGGUCACUCUCGACCGCCCUGGCAAGCCCCUGGCCGAGCACAAGGUGUACUUUGCACGUGACGACAACGACGGCCAACAAUUCGAAACCUUGGAAGAGACUCUCGAAUACGUGAAACCCACCAUUCUGAUGGGCCUUUCCACAAUCGGUGGAGCAUUCACGCCCCAGAUUCUGACGCGCAUGGCUGAGCUCAAUGACAAGCCUGUCAUCUUCCCACUUUCUAAUCCUUCUAGCAAGUCUGAGUGCACAUUCGAGGAUGCCGUCAAGUACACCAAGGGCCGAUGUCUAUUUGCCUCUGGAUCACCUUUCCCCACUCUCACAUACGAAGGGAAAGAGCUGACGCCCGGACAAGGCAACAACAUGUACGUCUUCCCCGGCAUCGGUCUCGGCGCGAUUCUAUCCAAGGCCGUGAACGUGACGCAAAACAUGAUUUACGCUUCGGCCGAAUCUCUCUCGACGUCACUCACGAAAGAAGAGGUGUCUGAUAAUUGGCUCUAUCCUGACAUCCGUCGCAUUCGUGAGGUCUCUGUCACUGUGACUCGGGGAGUCAUUCGUGCUGCUCAAAAGGAUGGAAUGGACCGGGAACUCUCGCUGAGGAACUUGUCGGAUGAGGACUUGGACUCCUACAUCCGGGCUCGGAUGUACGAUCCUUUCACGGAGCACGAGAAGGUUGUGGAGGAGAUCAAGGAAUUGAUCCCUGGCGAUCGAGCGAGAUUAUAGGUGGCCGAUUUCUAGGUGGUUCAGGCCUUUUGCCAGGAAUUUCAAAGUGUUUUCCCUUUGCAUGCGACACCAUUUUCCAGUGGGUCAUUUUUCUCUCUCAACUAAUGUUGUUCUUCUCUGGCGAUGAUGAUAUGAAGGGCUUGGUGUAUCAAAAGGCCGUAUAAUAUGGGCAUGCUAUUGGGGUUGUGAAGACCACCUGCCAUGGGCUAGUCUCGAAGCCAUAGUAUCACAUGUACAAUACAUGUACUAUCUAUCAGUGGCAAUAAUGACGGCAAGUUCCACUA
Molecule: messenger RNA, 2354 nt
Organism: Sphaerulina musiva SO2202
Lineage: Eukaryota; Fungi; Ascomycota; Dothideomycetes; Mycosphaerellales; Mycosphaerellaceae
Product: NADP-dependent malic enzyme
Exons: 8
Coding region: 124-2070 (648 amino acids)
Biological process (GO): malate metabolic process; pyruvate metabolic process
Cellular component (GO): mitochondrion
Molecular function (GO): malate dehydrogenase (decarboxylating) (NAD+) activity; NAD binding
Source: RefSeq, a predicted model, not a curated record